UGACUAAUAAGAUUGUGUCGUGCACUUAAAUCAAUCGAAGCAAGUUCCUGCGGUUAGUAUUAACAAAAAGCAGUGGACACUAAAUGCCCAUUUACAACUUAAAGAUGUCUUACAGGUCUAAAUAUUCUUAUGGUACCUCUCGUUCAUCUCAACCGGUGGUUGACUUCACUUCUCCCGGUUUAGCGGUGAUGGAGGCUGAACGUCUUCUAGUGUCUGGGAGAGUCAACACUAACGCGGAUCAAGUCUGGCCCAGUCUCUACAUCGGCAACAUGGAUAUAGCUGAAAACUGUGCAGAGAUGAGAAGGCGUCGCUUCACUCAUGUCCUGAACUGUGCCCACAGCUCCAGACGUGGCUGUGAGAUCUAUGAUGGCAUGGGCAUCAAAUACAUGGGCAUAGAUGCACACGACUCUUGCACUUAUGACAUGAGUGCCAACUUUAACAAAGCUGCUGAAUUCAUACAUACAGCGCUGAAAGGGGGAGGUAAAAUCCUGGUUCACUGUCAUGUUGGAGUGAGUCGAUCAGCAACUAUAGUUUUGGCAUAUCUGAUGCUGAAACAGAACAUGACGCUGGUGGAGGCGAUCCAGAAGGUGAAAGAGGGAAGAGGCGUCUUUCCUAACAGAGGCUUCCUCAGACAACUCAUUGACCUUCAUAUUAAAUUAUAUGGCUACUGAUACUAGAAACACAACAGCCACGAGAGACAAUGAAAAUUGAGUGGACAGGAGAAUAUAUGGAUCAAUGUGGAUUUAAAUUUUUUGAGCAGCAUCUUGUGCAGCUUGUUGAUUCGUAAUGUAUUUGAUCCUUUGCAUUAUCGAAUUUAUUCCAUUCAAAUAAAAUGUAAAUGAAGAUAUUAAAAUGAACAUACCU
This is a messenger RNA of Carassius auratus (goldfish), 864 nucleotides long. Its product is annotated as dual specificity protein phosphatase 26-like. The transcript has 3 exons. Gene Ontology annotation, molecular function: protein tyrosine/serine/threonine phosphatase activity; MAP kinase phosphatase activity. The coding region runs from base 84 to 671 and encodes 195 amino acids. The record is from RefSeq and is a predicted model, not a curated record. Gene Ontology annotation, cellular component: cytoplasm. Gene Ontology annotation, biological process: protein dephosphorylation; negative regulation of MAPK cascade. Lineage: Eukaryota; Metazoa; Chordata; Actinopteri; Cypriniformes; Cyprinidae.